Messenger RNA from Exophiala viscosa, 2259 nucleotides. RefSeq lists its product as uncharacterized. Lineage: Eukaryota; Fungi; Ascomycota; Eurotiomycetes; Chaetothyriales; Herpotrichiellaceae. The transcript has 3 exons. The record is from RefSeq and is a predicted model, not a curated record. The coding region runs from base 1 to 2259 and encodes 752 amino acids. Gene Ontology annotation, biological process: carbohydrate metabolic process.
AUGGUCAAAGAGGAACCCAAUCUUUCGCUUCAGAAUGCCCUGGCAAACAGCUCGUCGCCUUAUCUACGGGCGCACAAGGAUAAUUCUGUAGCCUGGCAAGAAUGGUCUGAUCAGACUAUUGCUUUGGCGAAACAAUAUCAGCGUCUGAUCUUCCUAAGCAUCGGCUACAAUGCAUGCCAUUGGUGCCACGUUAUGGAACGCGAGUCAUUCAGCACUCCAGAAGUUGCCGAAAUACUCAACAACUCGUUUAUACCCAUCAAGCUUGACAGAGAGUCCCGCCCAGAUCUUGACGAUAUCUACAUGAAUUAUGUUACCGCAACCACAGGCUCUGGUGGCUGGCCGCUAAACGUCUUCUUGACUCCCGAUUUGAAGCCCGUUUUCGGCGGGACAUACUGGCCGGGUCCUGCCCCGAUGACCAAUCUCAAGCAGGCAAGCACGCAUGAUGAACCUCCUGUCAGCUUCCUUGAUAUCCUGCACAAAAUGCAAGAUGUCUGGUCGACACAGCGUGAGAAGUGCUUACAAUCCUCCGCUGACAUUACGAACCAAUUGCGAGCUUUCGCUGCCGAGGGCAUCCAUUCCCACUCGAAUAACGUCCAAAGCCCUGGUACCGGAGCCUCCACAACCGAACCUCCAGAACCAUUAGAACUCGACCUCCUCGACGAUGCCCUGGAUCACUUCAUCACACGUUAUGAUUCUGUCAACGGAGGCUUCACCGCAUCUCCCACCGCCCCUAAAUUUCCGACCCCUUCCAACCUCACGUUCCUUCUCCGCAUAGGCGCUGCCAUCGCUCAACCCUCGACACAUACACGUUUCGGCUUCUUCAGCCCAGUUCCGGGGAUUCUUGGCCAGGACUCCUGCCUGACGGCGGCUUCAAUCUCUAUGCACACCCUCCUCGCCAUGGCUCGCUCCGCUUUACGCGAUCACCUUGGCUAUGGAUUCCACCGCUACAGUGUCACCCCGGACUGGAAUCUCCCUCACUUCGAAAAGAUGAUGUGCGACAAUGCACAAUUACUUGGCUGUUACUGCGACGCGUGGGCCCUUGGUCGCGAUCCUGAGAUCCUAGGCACCAUUUACAAUCUUGUCGAGUACUUUACGAACCCAGAUUCGCCCAUCGUCCGACCCGAGGGUGGCUGGUAUACAAGUGAAGAUGCCGACUCCCGAUCAUCAUCUUCCAGUGUUGCCAAUGGCGCCGUAGAUGAGAAGCGGGAAGGGGCAUAUUACGUAUGGACCUUGAAAGAGCUGCAAACCGUUCUCGGCGACCGCGAUGCAUCUGUCGUAGCACGUCAUUUCGGCGUGAAAGGCCACGGAAAUGUGCCUGCCGAGCACGACAUGCACGAUGAGUUUCUUAGCCAGAACGUCCUGCACAUCCAGGCCACACCCUCAGUCCUUGCCAAAGAAUUUGGCCUAGCAGAAGAAGAGAUCGUUCGCAUCAUCAAGACUGGCCGCACGAAGCUACUGGAGCACCGCAAAACCAAGCGAGAACAGCCAGAGGUCGACACUAAGGUGAUUGCAUCAUGGAACGGUCUCGCCAUCGCCGCCCUUGCCAAAGCAGCCAAUACUCUCGCCACCAUCGACAAGACCCGAGCUCGAGCCUGUCAAGAAGCCGCCGAAAAAGCAGCCAUCUAUAUCCGCAGGACCUUGUACGACGAGACGACAGGCAGACUUUCCCGAACGCCAGAGUCCACCACCGCAUUCGUCGACGACUACGCAUACUUGAUACUCGCAAACAUCGUGCUGUACGAUUUGACCCUAUCCCAACCGUACCUCGACUGGGCUGUGAAACUGCAAGAGUACCUAGACGAGCACUUCGUGUCCACGACAGGCGGAUACUUCCAGGCGGAACAGUCGUCGCAGCAGAUCAUCCGUCUGAAACCAGGCACGGACAGCUCGCUGCCUUCCCCCAACGGGACCAUCUGCAUGAAUCUGCUGUACCUGUCGUCGUAUCGGCUGGAGAAACAGGCCGAGUACAUUGGCCGCGCGCGGGCCGUGCUUGACGCCUUCGCCGUGGAGAUGAUCCAACACCCGUUCCUCUAUGUCAGUUUGCUCUCGGGCAUGGUGAUGGAGCAGGUAGGCGUCAAGACGCUGGUGGCCCCGAUGACCAUGCGCGACAGCCAGCUUAGAAGACUCAGGGGUUGGGGAAGGACGGUCGUCCGGGAUCUAGUUCCCAGUGUCAUGAUCUGUACCAGAGAGGGCGUCUGUCGCCCAUUGAAGCAAAGUGAUCUGGAGGACGUUGAUGAGGCGGAGGAGGCGACUGCUUGA